Messenger RNA from Dermacentor andersoni, 1164 nucleotides. RefSeq names its product complement C1q binding protein P32 (gene P32). Gene Ontology annotation, cellular component: mitochondrial matrix. NCBI's taxonomy places the organism in Eukaryota, Metazoa, Arthropoda, Arachnida, Ixodida, Ixodidae. Gene Ontology annotation, biological process: cytosolic ribosome assembly. The record is from RefSeq and is a predicted model, not a curated record.
CACGUUUUUCUGGCGUGGUCCGUAGUGCGUGGUUAGCUCGAACGUUGCUCUGUCUUGCUGCAGGUUUCUUUGGGGCUUUCGCUUUAGGCCUAUCGGGACAGGUUUGUCUAGAUUGCACCUAGAGCGUACCGUAAGUCAUGGCAGUAAGCGUUAUUGGAUCCGUGACCCGAGUUUGUCUAAAACCGGCACGAUACACUGUUGUUACAAGGGCGCUGAAACCUAUAAGUGAGCCCGCCUACAAGUCCAUGUCCAGCUCUACUCUGUCCCGCACACUGGCGUGCCGGCGCUUUGCAAGAUCGAGCCCCGUGCGGCCGGCGGUCUGCAACUACAGCCAAGCAAGUACUAAAGGUGACCAGGAGCUUGCCGACUUUCUCGUGGAAGAAAUCGAAGCCGAGAAGAAGGCAAGGAAGUCAACGCAGAUUCCGAAGAUCGAAGGAUUUGACGUUAAAACAGAGGGAUCCGAAGUUACCUUGACGCGAUCCUUCAACCAGGAAACGAUCACUGUUCGCCUAAAUGUGAACCAUUCUGUGGAUGCAGAGGAUGCAGCAGAUGAAUUUACUGCCAGCCAGGAUAAUGCACCUGAGCCAGGAGAGAUGAAAUCCAAGCCCAACUUUACCGUCGAAAUUGAGCGCGGUGGAAAGAAACUUUACUUCAGCUGUACCUUCAACGAAGGGGCUGAACCUGAGGGUCAGUCUGACAACUAUGCUGACAGCUUUGGUGUUGCUGAGUUUGCUAUCUAUGAAGGAGAAUGGACAGACGAGGUCUACACUGUGUCUGGUGACAUCAUGGAUGGGUAUCUGUAUGACCUGCUCAUGAACAUGCUUGAGGAACGUGGAAUUUCCAGCGAGUUUGGUUACAAUCUUGUCAACUUCUGCACCAUCUAUGAACAUAGUCUUUACAUUGGCCUGCUGGAAAAGCUGAAGGACUUUGUCUCAAAAAAGUAGAGCUGUGCUUCAUCAUCCUGAAGCCUGUCCGCUACGACUCUUGUAGUACCAUGCCUGUAUUGAUGUAGAUACAUUUAUAUCCUGUGAGUAAGCAGCAUAUGUGGACGCAGUCCAUUAUGUUGCUAAUACGUCUGUUUAGUGUGUAUUCUGUUGAAGCUUUCACUCUGUUCACACAAACAAAAAUUUCUUUAAUUGUAAACAAUAAAUGUUACUGUGGAAA